AUGGCCAUCUUGGAUUACAGCAAGGACACAAGCAAGUCCAUCACCAUCCGCUUUCACAGCCAGGAACAUGGGCCAGAGGGGCAACCCCUGUACUAUCAUACCCCAGAGGAGCCAGCAGUCAUCAGGGGAUAUGUCGAGUUCACGACCAUCAAGGAGACAAAGGCGAGCGACAUUACUCUGACCUUUGAGGCACGAGCAGAAUCCAAAUGGUCAGAGGAACAUGGAGGAUCACACAUCUCAUUCCACCACAUAACUCGCCUGCAGGAACAAACAUGGGACGUCAAACUGAACCGCACCAACAAAACCAUCACUCCAGGAGUCACACGCUACGAAUUCGAGGUUCAACUCGAUCCAGAUCUGCCACCAACCAUCGAGGGCAGGAGGGGAUGGUUCCAUUACCGGUUCAAGGCCCACAUGCAGAGGGAUUUCCCGUUCCGCAACAUGGCGGUCAAGCAGUUGGUCUGGGUCUACAGUUCGUCACUUCGAGAACUGGAGGAGCAUGUGCCAAAAGUGUACAAGUUGGUGUGGAAUGAUAUCCUCCCUGUGACGUGCACACUCCCCUCUGACGUCCUCUACCAGGGCCAAGUCGUGCCCUUGACCAUCCGGAUUGACCCUUUCCUCGAGAACAGCAUUCACAAGGACCAGGAUCUUAUCAUCACAAGUGCAGUGGUAAAAUUGAAGGAGUACACGGUUCUGAGGGAACCACGGAUGCUGGACAAGAAGCGGGGGGAGAAGAAAGUCGUGUUUGUGUUACCCGUCAUGGAAGGAUGGCCAGUGACGAGUCAAGGGUUUGAGAGGACUGUGCUAGCAGAGUUGCCUGGAGCGAGAGAUUUGGCGGCGAGCAUUGAGACUGUUCCUGUGACAAAGGCGCAUUUGUUGAAGCUUAUUAUGAUGGUUCGGGUUGGGAGUAUGGGCGAAGAGGCCAGGGAGCUCCGUGUCGAGAUGGGUGUGAGGAUCACGUCGCCGCGUCCAGAACACAUCAGGGGUACUGUACCAGAGUAUCCAGCCCUCCCUCCACCAUACCAAGCGAGUAGCAGCGACGAUGAUGAUACUAUGCCGCCAGAGUUCAGUCGAUCGGACACCGCUCAAUCUCAGUUCCAGCCCGAUGUCAAGGAUGCUGGUAGUCCCUGA
Molecule: messenger RNA, 1131 nt
Organism: Linnemannia hyalina
Lineage: Eukaryota; Fungi; Mortierellomycota; Mortierellomycetes; Mortierellales; Mortierellaceae
Source: the annotation of a GenBank genome assembly